AACCAAACAGGUCGUCAGUGCGAGUUUGUUUUCGGUAGUACGAUGUUAGGCGUAAAGUUGUUCGGUGCGGUCGCACUAUGUGGCCUUCUAGCCAUUGUCGACGUUUCGCAAGCAUUUAGAACAGUAUGCUAUUAUGAAGGCAAAGCUUUGUGGAGAAAAGAUGUCGUUAAAGUAGGCGCCGAGGAGCUAAAACCCGCCUUAAGUUAUUGUACGCAUUUGGUGUACGGUUACGCUGGUAUCGACGAUGACAAGUUUAAAGCCAAAUCGUUGGAUCCAAAGUUGGACUUGCCCGAGAGCAAAGAUGUUAAGGGUGGAAAGGGAAACUUUAAGGCCAUAACAGCUUUGAAGAAGAUUUACCCCAGUCUUACAAUACUGUUGUCAGUCGGUGGCAAUGCCGAUGUCGAAGAUCCCGACAAAUAUCUCACCGCUUUGGAGACGCCGAAAUCAAGAACACAGUUUGCGUCCACCAUUUCGGAGAUGGCUAAGGAUAACGGUUUCGACGGCAUAGAUUUGGCCUGGCAAUUCCCAGCAGUCACUGAAAAAAAGGAAAAAAACACAUGGGGUUCUUUUAUCCACAAAGUGGCUAAAACGGUGGGUAUCACUAGCAAGGACUCUAAAGAAGCUGAACACAAGGAACAGUUCACCGCACUGGUCCGCGAAGUCAAAGGAGUAUUGAACGCAAACAACUGUCCUUAUCUUUCGGUCAGCGUUCUCCCACACGUUAACUCUUCUGUGUAUUUCGAUUUCCCGGGGCUGCAAAAGUAUGUGGACCAUUUCACGCUGUUGACGUACGACUUCCGGACUCCGGACCGAGUGCCCAAACUAGCCGAUCACGCGGCGCCCUUCAAGUUCGUGUACGCCGACCGCCUGGCCUGGCAGAACAUCGAAUCGCAGGUCAAUAAAGCUGUCGCCUUGAAAGCCGACCGCAGUAAGUUGGUGUUGGGUAUCUCUACGUACGGCCGGACCUGGAAGAUGGACAAGGACAGUGGUAAGUCCGGCGCGGCACCCGUCACUGCCGACGGUCCCGGAGAAGAGGGCACGUAUACUAAGACCGAAGGUCUAUUGGCCUACUACGAGAUUUGCCCUCACCUGGUCGAGAGCACUGCGGCCACCACAUCUCUCACCCUUUACAGACGUGUACCGGACCCGAACAAAAAUCUUGGAACUUAUGCUUUCCGUUUGCCCAAAGACGACGUAAAAGGAAUUUGGAUCAGUUUCGAGGAACCAGAAACGGCCAAACAAAAAGCUACGUAUGUGAAACAAAAUAAUUUGGGAGGUAUAGCGUUGAUGGAUCUGUCCUUGGACGAUGCCAGAGGUCUGUGCGACGCUAAUAAGUACCCCAUUCUAAAAGCCGUAAAGAACGUGUUGUAAGAGUGAAUAGCUGAGUACAUGAAUCACAAAAUCGAUUUUAGUUUUAAGCGCUCAUUUUGUAUCGUAUAUUGUCAUUAAAAAAACUAUACUAUUCAUUUGUACCGGAAUAAUUAUACAUAUCGUCGCUAUAUUAUGCUGAUUUAAGAAUAAAAAAACCAUUUUCUUAAAUAGGUACCUACCUAAAAAAUAAUAUUAUAGGUUCUUUUAAAUUAUUUUACCUUAUUUGUGUUGAAUCUAAUGUUUAUAAUAUUAUAUCAUGUAAUGUUUUUUGACGUAAAAUAAAUAUAAGUAAGUAAAAAUAUAAA
Metopolophium dirhodum (rose-grain aphid) is the source of this 1676-nucleotide messenger RNA. RefSeq names its product chitinase-like protein EN03. Gene Ontology annotation, cellular component: extracellular region. The record is from RefSeq and is a predicted model, not a curated record. The transcript is spliced from 6 exons. Lineage: Eukaryota; Metazoa; Arthropoda; Insecta; Hemiptera; Aphididae. Gene Ontology annotation, biological process: carbohydrate metabolic process; chitin catabolic process. Bases 43 to 1371 code for a protein of 442 amino acids. Gene Ontology annotation, molecular function: chitin binding.